AUAUACAUUCGAGCAAUGUAAUCAUGUUGCACGUCAACAAAAUGAAUGUCAAGUCAAAAGUCAAUAUCUAUUGUAAAAGAAGAGAGAAGGGCAGCUAAAAUUCGACUCGUCUCGGCGAAUUCAUGUUUUCAUGUGGAGAAAAAAAAUAUAUUUUGUAAUAUGAAUUUACGAACAUUAACCGUUUUUAUUGCAACGUGUCAUUUUGCAAGAGGGUGAGAUGUGAUGUACAAAAUGAUGCUGUUUGAUUUUACGAAUGCACAAAGCGUGGAUGAUUGGCGGGAAGUGUCCGACACCGUGAGAACAGUAGGAAAAUCCAAGGCUGUCUUAACAUUGCAAACAAGCCAGCUCUUCCAGAGAGCAGUCUUCUUCACACUGCUGAAUCCACAACCGAAUGGUGCCUGUUUCGCUGGAGUCAGAAAGGCUACAAAUCUGGAUCUGUCGACAUUCAAAAAUAUCGAUAUCGUUUGUAGAGGACAAGGGGAAAAUAGCCACUACAAGAUAUGCUUGAGACAUCGAGGACAGAAUUCCAACCAGGAUCUCAGCUAUGAACAAUUUUUCACGGUGUCAAUGUUGAAUGAAGAAUUUUCUAAUGUGACAUUACCUCUGAAAGACUUCAAACCUUAUUAUCGUGGACGUGAAAUUCCAGAUGCUGAAUCUCUGGACACAGCGGCUAUUACUAUGUUUGAAUUUCAAAUUUAUGGAGGCGUUUAUGAUCCUUUUCUUAAACAACAUGGAGUGUCAGCAUUAGAAAUAGAAACUGUGGCCGUUUCUUCAUAAUAAUAAUUUUCUAUCUUCUAAUUAUAAUAAAAUGUAAUAAUAAAAACAGAAUGUAUAUUAAAUAACCAUUUUAUGUAUACAUACUUAGAUACUAUGAAUGUUAACUCAUGAAAAUGAAUGAAGCAAGAUUUGCUUCAUGAUGCAAAAAA
Messenger RNA from Pogonomyrmex barbatus (red harvester ant), 926 nucleotides. RefSeq lists its product as uncharacterized. The record is from RefSeq and is a predicted model, not a curated record. Gene Ontology annotation, biological process: NADH dehydrogenase complex assembly. Lineage: Eukaryota; Metazoa; Arthropoda; Insecta; Hymenoptera; Formicidae.